AUGGAAGAAAGGCAAUCUUCUGUAAAAGGAUUAAGGGAUUAUUUUUAAGGGAUUGCUGAAAAUCUAAAACAGUAGAAUGAUAAUUAUUUGACAAUCAAAUAGAACAGUACGAGUGUCCCUCCAUAAAGAAAUAGUAUAAAUAGAGAUUCAAUUAAGAUGAAUGUUCAAAAGAUGGAAUCGUUUAAAGGGAACAAAGGGGAUGAUGAAAAUUAGUUAAAGUUAAUAAAUUAAUUGAAAGAGAAGAUCAAAUAUUAUGAAGAAAGACAAGAUAAUAAUGAGUAUUAAAAGCUCUUAGAACGUUUUAAUGAUUAAAAGAUGCAACUGCAACUCUUAUAAUAGAUUAAUGAUCAAUUAAACGAAGAAAUUAUAAUUGCUAAUAAUACCAUUGCAAAUCUAGAACACCAAAUACAAAAAUAAGAAAACUUAACUCUUAAUAUAAACAAUGCAUAAUAGAAUCUUUCUUCAAAAAUGCAAGUUAAAUAGAUCGAAAAAGAAAUUCAAGUCGACUUAAUAUCCCCUCUCAUAGAAUAGAAUAAACUAUUAUUAGAACGUUUGCAUGAAAAUCCUGAACCAAAAGGAAAAGAACUAAUAAUAAUUAAUUCAAGUUAAGCUAUUGAGUUAAGAAGAUAAAUGGAGACAUUGAAAUAAGAAGUACCUAUUUGAUUUAUACUCUAGCUUUGUGAAAGGUUAAAUCUAUAUAAUAAUCUUAUUCAAAACAAGUAACUAUCAGAAAUAAAAAAGAGCAUCAAAAUAGAUAUUAAUCAAUUUCAUGACACGUAUAUUUAAAUGUUUCGUAAUAUCAACAGACCAAUCUAAAAUGUUGAGUAAGUAAGUAAAAUCUUAAGUCCAAUAUACUAAGAGGAGCUGAAUGAAUUUCUCGGGUAGUUAAGUGACUUUUUAGAUAAGUUCAGGCUAGUUUCUAUAUUAUGA
Molecule: messenger RNA, 930 nt
Organism: Paramecium octaurelia
Lineage: Eukaryota; Ciliophora; Oligohymenophorea; Peniculida; Parameciidae
Source: the annotation of a GenBank genome assembly